Molecule: messenger RNA, 1895 nt
Organism: Lotus japonicus
Lineage: Eukaryota; Viridiplantae; Streptophyta; Magnoliopsida; Fabales; Fabaceae
Product: mediator of RNA polymerase II transcription subunit 27
Exons: 8
Coding region: 16-1299 (427 amino acids)
Biological process (GO): regulation of transcription by RNA polymerase II
Cellular component (GO): mediator complex
Molecular function (GO): transcription coactivator activity
Source: RefSeq, a predicted model, not a curated record
AAGAUUCCACUAUCCAUGUUGGCAACUCAAGCUGCGAAAACAGUGCAAAUGCAACAAACUCAGAACGCCACGGCGGCGUCACCGUUCUCAACUUCCGUUCCUCCUCCAUCCUCCGGUGGUUCCACGGCCGAGGCACCGCCGAAGUUGGUGGCUCUAGCGAUGGAAAAGCUCGGACAAGCCGAACGAAUCAUUGCCGACAUCAGAAUCGGUGCGGAUCGCCUUCUUGAAGCUCUCUUUGUCGCCGCCGCGCAGUCUCACCAAGGGAACAAGCAUUUGCAGCUCUUCCUCAAGCAAGAUGCCUGCAUGCGCCAGUAUCUCCAAGAUCUUCGAUCGCUCGGGAAGGAGAUGGAAGAGUCAGGAGUUCUCGGUGAAUCCGUUCGGUCGCGGAAAGACUUUUGGGGGCUGCAUAUGCCGCUGGUAUGCCCAGAUGGUGCCGUCGUUGCAUAUGCUUGGAAACGACAGCUUGCAGGACAAGCCGGUGCAUCUGCCGUUGACAGGACUAGGUUAGCUCUCAAAGCCUUCACUGAUCAAAAAAGACGCUUUUUUCCUCAUCUUGAUGAUGGCCUUGAAACUAAUGAAUCGGCUUCAAAGAAAUUCCGUGGGUCUGAAGAAGUGACAGUGGAUACUAAGGAAGAAGUAAGUUUUUUUAGAACCGUACAAGAUGUUCUUAAGUCCUUGGAAAAGGACGUGCCAAAUGUGAAAAUUUCAACUUUUGAGCGAUUGGACUGGUUAAAAAGAGCUUCCACGCUCACCUCUUCAACGAAUGAGAGCACUCUGGAGCAUAACUAUCCUGGUUCUAGUAAGCUAAGGCUAGGAUCCGUGGGAACUGUUGCUGCUGAGAAGGUUGCGGUGAUAGAGUUGUUGUUCCCAUCUAUCUUCAGAGCUGUUAUUUCCUUGCAUCCUGCUGGUUCAAUUGAUCCUGAUGCUGUAGCUUUCUUUGCUCCUGAUGAGAGCGGAAGCUAUGUGCAUGCGAGGGGGUUUUCAGUUCAUCAUGUGAAUAGACAUAUUACGGAUUAUGCAGCGGUAGCUCUGCAGUAUUUUCUUGGGAACCAACCUGAAACGUCCCUGUAUUCUCUCUUGCACUGGAUAAGUAGCUAUCAGACUCUGUUUUCAAGACCAUGCAGCAAAUGUUCAAAGCUACUUGCCAUGGAUAAACAAACAAAUUUACUGUUGCCCCCAGUCCACCGUCCUUACUGGAAGUUUUCCUUUUCGAAAAUUUUGUCAAACAUAUCCUUGAAGGAUCAGAAUUCAGAUACUACUCAGGCUUAUCAUACUGGCUGCCUGACAGAAGAAGUAUGAUUGCCUCAACUAUUAGUCCAGGAAGUUAUCCUCACUCUGACAUUGAUCACUGCCACAAGACAAAACGAAAAAGUACAAGAACAGCAUUAUGACCUUUUCCUUUUGCUAAAUACAAAUGCCAGCUGAUUGUAAUUUUUUAAAGUUCUGUCAGCUUGUGAAACAUUAUUAUGGCACACCAAUAUUUCUAAUUUUAGAAUGAUGCUGCCUACACAACUACCUUCUCUGUAUGUAUUAGCUUCUCCAUCCAAAUAUAAUAGAAAACCGUUCCAGAGUGCCAACUUAAAAUCUGAGGUUGAGCCACUUGUACAGUUAUAAGGCGUGGUGGAUGCAAAUGCGCGGGUGCUGAAAGUUGCUGCUGUGGUCCUGUAAUACAAGUGUUCUGAUGGAGAUAGUGCUGUGGUGGUGCUCUAAAAGCCAUAGUAGUAGCAACACUUUCUUUUGACUGUACAAUACACUUUCUCAUUCAUUGCAUUGCAUGAGUGGAACCAGUUGUAAUUAGUGAAAAAAAUUUCAACUUGUUAACAAGAGAUUUCUAGAGUUGUAACAAAUCCAAUGAAUUUUUACUAUGGCUAUUCCACUAUUGCGGAUUUGGAUCA